AUGUUAAGAGCUGCGUUCACUAGAUUUAGAGCCAAUCUUGGCGGCAUUGGUCGCAAACAAAUUAAUAUCGAUGACUAUAAUGUUGUCAAGGAAGGGUCUGCCAAGAUUCUCUUUGAGAAGGAAGAAACUGUGUUUUACAAUCCAAUUCAACAGUUCAAUAGGGAUCUGAGUGUCACAUGUAUCAAGGCAUGGGAUAACCUAUACGGAUCCCGUAAGGGAAAGGGGAAGACAUCUUUAAAGAAGGUUGAAGAAAAUGAUAACGGUGAGCCAGUUGCAAAGAGACAAAAAAUCGAAAGAAAACCAUAUAUAAAAAUUCUAGAAGCAUUAUCUGCGACUGGUCUUCGUGCAAUUAGAUAUGCUCAUGAGAUUCCUCACGUUAAAGAGAUUGUAGCAAACGAUUUGUUACCUGCUGCUGUGGAAUCCAUUGAACGUAACAUUGAAUAUAAUGGUGUCACAGAUAAAUGUAGAGCAAAUUUAGAUGAUGCAAAUGUAUUGAUGUAUCGUAAUAAAUCAGAAAAUAAAACAUAUAAUGUUAUUGACUUGGAUCCAUAUGGUACAGUGACACCAUUCGUUGAUGCCGCAAUGCAAUCCAUUGAAGAUAAUGGUCUUAUGUUAGUAACAUGUACCGAUUUGUCUGUACUUGCUGGUAAUGGUUACCCAGAGAAAUGUUUUGCCCUGUAUGGUGGUGUCAAUAUGGUCGGUCAUGAAUCUACUCACGAGAGUGCAUUAAGAUUGGUGUUGAACCUGUUAAGUCAAACUGCAGCCAAAUAUAAGAAGACUGUGGAACCAUUAUUAAGUUUAAGUAUUGAUUUUUAUGUUCGUGUGUUCAUUAGAGUCAAGACCGCCCCAAUCGAAGUAAAAAAUUUACAGUCAAAGACUAUGAUUACAUACCAUUGUUCUCAAUGUGGAUCCUACCAUAAUCAACCUUUGGGACGUAUCACAGAACGUGAAGGUAAAAAGAAUCCAUCGAAGAUUCAAUUGAAAUAUAGUGUUGCUCAAGGCCCACCAGUAAAUCGUAAAUGUGAAUUCUGUGGCGGAACAUUCCAUUUAGCAGGACCAAUGUAUGGUGGUCCAUUACAUAACCAUGAAUUUAUCAAGGAAGUCCUGAGGAUCAAUCGUGAGGAACAUGGUGAUGAGAUCUAUGGGACAAGGAAACGUAUUGAAGGUAUGCUAACGUUAGCAUCAAAUGAGAUCGCAGAGGCCCCAUUCUAUUUCAGUCCGAAUCACGUGGCAUCCAUAUUGAAAUUACAGGUUCCUGCGUUGAAGACUGUAGUGGCUGGACUUGGUUCAUUAGGUUAUGAUUGUUCUCUGACACACGCUCAACCUUCUACUUUAAAGAGUAAUGCACCAUGGGGUGCUAUAUGGUAUGUCAUGAGAGAAUGCGAUACUAAUAAAGAUUUAAAACAGAAAUUAAGUAAGAUGAAGAGUGGAACACCAGGUUAUAAAAUUUUAAUGAAUUUAGAUGAAUGGUUAAAGACUCAAACAAUGUUUGACCAAGAUAAAUUAUCAUUUGAACAAAAUGAACAAAGUGGUACAGUUGAAAAAUUAAGAAAAUUGAAAAUUGUUAGAUAUCAAGAAAAUCCAACUAAAAACUGGGGACCAAAGGCUAGACCUAAAUAA
Maudiozyma barnettii is the source of this 1620-nucleotide messenger RNA. RefSeq names its product tRNA (guanine26-N2)-dimethyltransferase (gene TRM1). Gene Ontology annotation, molecular function: RNA binding. Lineage: Eukaryota; Fungi; Ascomycota; Saccharomycetes; Saccharomycetales; Saccharomycetaceae. Gene Ontology annotation, cellular component: nucleus. Gene Ontology annotation, biological process: tRNA N2-guanine methylation. Bases 1 to 1620 code for a protein of 539 amino acids. The transcript has a single exon. The record is from RefSeq and is a predicted model, not a curated record.